Messenger RNA from Podarcis lilfordi (Lilford's wall lizard), 12230 nucleotides. The record is from the annotation of a GenBank genome assembly. Lineage: Eukaryota; Metazoa; Chordata; Lepidosauria; Squamata; Lacertidae.
AUGCAGGGGAAUAAGAAUGAUGAAGUCGAAAACGCUCGAGUAAGGGAGCUGGCGGAGCUCAUUCACCUCAGAACACACCAGCCGGCGGGCAAGUAGCAAGCGCGCGCAAGACGCAGUAAUGUGCGCCCUAGACGUCCUUCCGCUGACUACGCGCGCCGCCGCCGCCAUUGUGAGGCGGCCGUUGCCAUGAGAUUGUUCCCGACGAAGGCAGCUUCAGCUUUUGCCUGAAGGACCCCCAGAGGCAGUAAACGACGUGUAGGUUAACCAUCUCCUCCCCCUCUUACAUAGGAGUGGUAGUUUGUGCUCUGCUCUUUCUGCCUCUCUCGCUCUCCCAGUUGGAAGAGGAGACAAGCAGGCCUUGAGGGGGAAGAGCGACAUAAUAUAUAUAGAGAGAAAGAGCGCUCCCUUUGUGUUGGCCGGUCUGCUUUAGUUCAGGCGCUGCAGUAGACAGCCCCGUGCUCUGCGAGGGUGGGGGGCGGGCGGAGGCAGCUCCGAGGGGCCCUCGCUUCAAUUCGGCCCCGCCCCGCCUUAUCCUUAUAAGACGCGACGGCCGCGAGCCGCCUUUAGUAGUCUCGCUGGUUUCAGUCGGGUGGCGUCGCAGAGGGAGGGGCCGAGAGCCGCUGCUGUUGCUGCCUCACGGUGAGUAAGGGCUAGGCCUGGCCUGCGUCUAGGCCUCGCUCCUUAGUUUGGGGGCGCUGGGGAGUUGAGGCAGGAAGCCGCGGAAGGGAAAAAAGGGAGAGAAGUUAGCAGGCGGGAUUGGAAGGCCGCAGCGGAGGGAAGGUGGUUGCUAAGGGAGCGGUCUCUUCCUCCUCCUCCUCCUCCUCCUCCUCCUCCUCCUUGCUAAGGGGUGUCUCCGCCACCUGCUCCUCCAGCAGCGGGAUUGGAAAGUGCUGUGGAAGAAGAGAAGGUAACUCGUAAAUUGCCUGGAGACAAGCACCCCCCCCGACACUUGUUUAUGCGUCCCACAUCUCUGAAGCCAAUAAAACAGGCUCUUUUUAUCUCUCUUUUUCGCCUCUUCUCUCUCCCCCCCCCCCAUUUUUAAUGUUCGUGCACAAUAAAGCAUUAACAAAAUAAGGCGGUUUCGUGUGUUGUAUUUCCGGAAUAGUUCGUGUUGGGGCAUGAACUAUUCCCCCCACCCCAUGUAGACUUGUAUCCCCUCCGCUGUAUGCGAGUACUCGAGAGAAGGGUGGAAAUGGGAUUUUUUUUUAAAAAUUGUGCCUGUUGUGUAUGUAGAACUCGCUCCACCGUUUUGCUUGGUUACCCUACCAACAGAAAACGGCGUUAAAAGCAAUAUUCUCUCUUACUCCUUUUUUAAAUAAAAAGCCUUGAGAUUGGGAGUUUAAAAAUGAUCAGUAACAUAAAUUGUGUUUCGGUAGACUGAUCCGCUAGCUAGGAUUAAUCACUGUUUACAACCGUUUAGGUAUAAAGCCCCCCCCCCCAAUUGAAUCUUCUGUUAAAUGCAGGGUCAGACUGCUAGUCUGUAAAGAGAAGCUUGUAGAAUUUUUGUUUGACAAAGUUAUCCUGUGGAAAAGGCCAGGGGGAGCACUUAGUGUGAUAGUCUGAGCUCUGAGGCAUUGCUCUCCGCUACUUCUGACUGCGUACUUUGUAGCAGACGCAUACUAAAAUAUCAGUAUAAAUUAGUUGUUUUCCAACCCGUUGUACACAAAGCCACAAAAAUCAGUUUUUGCAUAGUAUCUCUAUUGUAACUAAAAUUAUAGUUAAAUAGCUGAAAUGGAGAACUGGGAAGAAUAACAAAGUUGAGAGAAUAAUAUGCAGUGUCUUUGGUAACCUUGCAUUUUGGUAGAAAUCAAGGAAAACAACUAUUCAAAAAUAGUGUAAUUAUAUAUCAUGUCUUCUGGCAUAAAACCAAACACUUAAUGACAAAAUGCUUGUUUGCCCCAACAAUUCUCCGCUACUCUGUAUAUUUUUUUUUAUUGUGCAGUGUACAGUAGUCAGUUGCUAGUCAAGAGCCAUACAAAAUACUGUCAUUCUUUAAAAAAAAGUUUCUAAUAAACUAGAGCAGCUAAAAGGGCGCAUUAGAAAAUAGACUUGGUAGUAGUAGUCAAACCAAAUUGAUGAUGCAGCUUCCUGUAACAUGAUUCACUGUGUAUAUAUGCAUACAUUGAUCUUGAAAUUAAAACUUAGCUUGGCCUAGCCUAAAAAGUUGUUUGAAGGGUUAUCUUUUAAAUAUAUAUUUUCUUCAGGCAUACGUAGUGUUGCAAAAGUGUAUAUACUCUUGUUUUGCUGUCAUUAAAUUGCUUAGUGUGUUUGUAUGUGACACAUUUACUUUUAAAAGAAGCACAAGACCCUAAUGUUCAUAUUUUGGAACUCAAAAUCUGAUGAAGGUAUCUUAAUAUUCUGGUAAUAAACUAUGGAAGAUAAGCAGCUGGAAAAGAUUGUGUGCCAUUUAAUUUCAGUUUGUGAUGCACUUGGCAUGUACUCAAAGUUAUGCAGUGGCUAAGUUGAUUGCUGCCAAGAUCAGCAGUACUGAGAAGGUACAGUAAACCUAUAGAAUGGGAGGUUAAUGCUGCAUGGAGCAGAUUUUGGAUCUGUGGACUAUUAGCCUCCCUCAAGGAAAAAACGCAUUGUGCACCAAUGCAAUUGUAUGAGAUGAAGGAAAUCUUGUCUGCAGUUCUUUCCCCAGAGUCCAAUUCUAAAACUGGAUUUGCUUGCUAUAUCAAUAUCUAUGAGUCAGCUUUCUGUGAGAGAUUUUACAAGAAGUGGCUACUAAAGGGUGGUGAGGGUCUUUAAAAAUGUGCUUACCUAGCUGGUAAACGCACAACUUACUGUACUUUGGGGAUAGAGUUUAUUUCCAGUAAUUUGUCAACAAAAUUCUGUUAAUGAUAUUUCUGAUGUUACAUAGUAAAAAUAAUAGCCUGUGAUUCUUGCAACUGGGUUUUUCCAGAAGUCAAUUCGAAAGUCAGAAAGGUUAAAACAUGGUGAAUUUUUUUGAACGGGGUUACUUGGUAUCUAGCAACUUUGCAGUUUUCACUUUGUUAUAAAAAUGAAAGCUUUCUCUUUCCACUGGGUGCUAAAAGCAAAAAUGCAUUAAGGAGUUGUUUGAAAGUGCAGCAUCAUAUGUUGGAAACUUGCCUAGAACAUAGUCUAGAGAUAACAGAAGUAAGGACACUGGCUGAGAUUCAAGUUUUGGUGAGGUACGCAAGCAGUUCUCCAAAUUUGUGACUGAACAUGUAUUUUAAAAAAUAAAAGUGGUGCACAAACAGGUCAGGUUCAAUGAAAGCAAUUUCAUACUGUACUUUCUAUCCAAAUGUAACUUGAGAUCCCGAUUAAACGAUACUUUCAAUACUUGAUUAAAUCACCUACUUAGUGUUGCAUAUUCUGGCAACUGAGAAGACAUUUUUUAAAAACCAAAUGUUGAGCUACUGCAAGGGCAAAAGGUGAGCUGCAACCAGUUCAAAUUUCUUUAUAGCCGUUAAUGUGUGUGGUGAUCUUAGCAAUCCAUUACUUCUGGUCAGCUCCCAUACAGAGACAAAAUUUAUUUCGCUUUCCGUGUAAUCUUAUUUUUCAGUAGAAGAUGCACUGUAUAACAAAACUGUCCUAUAAACAAAUUAUUUUAUUAUUAAAUUUGUAUACCACCUCAUUCAAAGAUCUGCCCUUUGCAGCAUAAAAAUAAUUUUGUAGCUUUUUUAUUAUUUAAAAUGUAGCUAACAUUAACUAUAUUUUCCCACCAUAGAUGCCUUCAAUUAAACUGCAGAGUUCUGAUGGAGAAAUAUUUGAGGUUGACGUUGAAAUUGCAAAGCAGUCUGUAACCAUCAAGACAAUGUUGGAAGGUAAGGGAAGUAUGAAGAUAUGUAACUUGGAAUAGUGGUCUGAAGAUGGUUGCUGCAUACCAGGAAUAGAUUAAUUCUUAGCUUAACAUGAAGUAACUAUGGGAAUCAUACCUGGAAAUCUUGAGAUACAUAAAGGUAAAUCUAUUUAGGCCAUACAAUAUUUCAGCCACUGUGCAUCGUGCACAUGAGUGCAACUAACACUUAGUGCUACAUAGAAAGUCCCUCGGGGGUUUCAUGCUGGAGGUGGGUGUGACCAAUAUGAAUUCAUACAGCACCUCCCUAUGCACACAGACUUUCACUGCAUAUAACGGCCCCCACACAGAGCACAUUCACUUACCACACAUGCAGGUGCACAGCUCCCUUCUCUCUCACACUCUUCACUCACUCCUUUUGUCUUCCUGAAGAUAAUAGACAGUUUCCUCAUUUCCUUGCUAUUAUACAGAUGAUAGGAAAUUCCGUCUCUUGAUUUCUGUGGUGGGUCACUGAAGAGUAAAAGUGUAAUGGCUUUAAAGUCUGAGCAGUUUCUUGUACGUUUUUGAAGUAAAACAGCUGUUCGCAGGCACUACCACAUUAGUCAUGGUUACCAUGGCAUGGCAGUCACUUGCCUUCCACCUUCAGGGCACUCGAAGCAAAUGUGGCCAUUUGGUUGGAUUCUUCAACUUCUAAACAGAGCUUUUGAAUGCAGACUUCUGUUUAUGCAUUGGUUCAAAAGCUGUUAUGAAGAUGGGUGACGUAUGUUUCAGCUAAAUUCUUAAAGGGAUUCCCACAUGCAGUAAAAUAUGAAAUUAAACCUUACUAAUCGUUCAGAGGCAAUCUUCUAUGUCAAAUUAGAUUGAUUAAACUAGGGAGCAGAUCUUCAAAGGAAUGGAAAAACAGUCAUAGGAAUAUGAGACAUUAAAACUGGAUGCCACAUAUCUGAUAGAGCUUGAGGAGGAUCAUGUUUUUAGCCAGGACUGGAACUGUAUAUGUACUCAGGAGUGUAUCAUGGAGGUAUUUCAAAGCUCAGCAUGGCAGAUUUUUCAACACUUACUAACAAAGCUUUUGUUUAGGACGUAGUGGAUGUUCACCGUGUCUGUUCCUGUUAUAGCUGAGCCUUUGUAAAGUGAUAGUAUAUAUUUGAGUGGAUAGCUGGAAUUGUGAGCUGGAAGCAAUUAAAUUUUGCAGGAUGAAAGCUUAAUUCUGACUGCCAGCAAAUUAAAAGGGAGCCAUGGAACUUAACCAUAUGGCCUUUAUGUAAAGUGAAUGUUUAUAAUCCUUAGAAACAGGGAUCCAACAGUCUUAUGGACUGUUUCCCAAUAUUUUCUUGUAGCUCUGUUUCUAUUUCUGAGUUUUUGGUAUUUUUCAUAUAGAAUUUGUAUUUUUAUAUUUCCCCAUUACUGCUAGGUAUGUUAGCCCAUACAAAGGUACACAUCAGAAUAUGCUAGUAAGACCUUAUGAGCGUCUUGCUAUUUCAACAUAGUUUUCAAGAGAUGCAUUCUACUUAUCUGGUGUUGUGUUUUUUUUGUGACUCAUAAGGGGGAAAGAGCUGGUGUUGCCCAGAUAAUCUUGGUAAUAGGGUAACUAAAAAACAUAGGAAAUGUGUUAAAAAAUUUCUAAAGUAUUCUUGAAAGCCCCUGACCCCUGAGUUGGCACUGCUGUACCAACAUUAAUGCCUUGUUAUUUUUGCUGCUAUUUUAGGGCAGUACACAGUUGCUGUAAAACAGAUAAAUCCAUCAAGUAAUGGCGCAGCUUAACGUCUGUCUUUUAAUAAUCAGUGGUUCACAUUGAUCUAUUACUUCUUAAGCUCUUAAUCUAACCAAAUGCUUAUGACCUGCUAUCUGAAGUUACCACAAAAUUGAACAUGUGGGCUCCCCCCCCAAGAUCAUGCUCAUGUGAUUAUCUUCUAGAUUUUAGAUUGCAUUAAUCAUGAUUGGGACAUUGUGUCAGCCAUUGCUCCAUAUGCUUAAAAAUGUUUGGUUUGACUCAAUAGAGCAUAAAGUUGCUGCAUGUGUAUCCAUGUUGAUGUGAGUUUUGAGAUGUGUUUAGAUAAUUACAAGCAUCUUGCCAAACUUUUAAAAAUGAUUUUAUUUACUUCAUAGCAGUCAGUUCUCUGUUAAGUUCUAAUAUGGCAAUUAUGCAUUGAUAAAAGUACUUCACAAACUAAACAGCAGCUCCGAUUUUACCAAAGGGCAUGCCAUAUUUCCUGAAGUUGAAACUGUUAAUGGGGGAGGGGCCAUACUCUGAAUGAAGUACAGUAUUGGGUUCAUUGGUGUAGAUAAGCGCUUUAAGAGGUACUUCUCUAUUGGCUACUAUGCACAAAUGGAAAGAGCAACAGAAGGCUGAGGUUCUUCUUUUGUGCCCAGCUCAUUUUAUGCUAUGAAAGGGGAGUGAACAUUGAGGAAGGGCUUAAAGGGCUAUUUGUACGUGUGCUGAUUUGCCUGGGGAAAAUCAAUCUGUUUUUGUGGUUGGAGUGCUUAGGUUCAGGGACUUAGGUUGUGAAUCAGAAACUAGACCAAAUGGAAUCCUUGGGGCUCCUUAGUUUAUGCAGUAUGUUAUCCUUGUGGUGGUGAAUCUUCACACAGUCCAUGUGUGCUAGUAGCUGGGGAAGGAGAGGCAGAUCAGGACAGAGGAACAUACUUUUUUUUACAGUCUGAUGAUAUACAUUCUUGUAAGUAAGUUCCAUGGAGUCCUUCCAUGUGGAUUUACUUCUGUGUGGUGGGUACAGGUUGAUGCAUUUAUUGGUAUUAUACACACACAUUGACUCUUUCUGCUUGGGAGUCGAAGAAGCAGAAGUUCAUGUUCACCAGUUGGUCUGUUAGCGUCAACUGCUAAGGACCUUCGCAAAGACACUGUUACUUGCUAAGGUAGCAGCGUCUGUCAACAUGGCUGCUGCAGCAGCAAUAGACAAAAUGGCUUAUUGGCUGAGGACUGUGAAUUCCAUGAGUGAGGAAGUAGAGUAGAAGACAAGGUUCUUCCUUUCCCUACCAGACAAAACACAAGAUAGUGGCAAAGGCAAACAACUUAAGACUGCAGUUCUGUGCACAUUGAACUAGAAUGCUUGUUUCAUAUAUGCAUAUGAUCAGACUAUGGGGAAUUUACCAGCCAAAAUAUCGGCUGCAGGCCUUUCAAAUUACUAGUCAAGUAAGUCAGCACUUCCAUCAGUUGCCUAGAGAGAGAGAGUGAAUAUUAAUUUCUUGGAAAUCUUCAGGAAAAGAUUAGAUGGCCUGACCAUCUGUUUUAAUACUUCAGCUAGGAAUAUGUCCUCCCUUGAGCAGGAGUUAGGCAAUAUGGCUAGCAUUACUUCUAACAAAAUCAGUCUUGAAUACAAAUAGAAUCAAUUUAUUAAUAAUUUGCAUUGUGUAGCCUGUGCAUUUUGCAUAAGCUACAUGUUGGAAAAGAGUAUAUUUUAGUAAAGAACAGGAUCUGAAUGUACCUAUAUUGCAGUAGAAGGUGCCUUUUAAGAAAUGUAGGGGUUCUGGCUAUGUAAAUUACUUGGUUUUUUUUCCUAUUCUCAGAUUUGGGAAUGGAUGAUGAAGGGGAUGAUGAUCCUGUCCCUCUUCCAAACGUUAAUGCAGCUAUAUUAAAAAAGGUAAUGUUGAACAUGAUUUUUGUUUUGGUAACAUGAGCUUUCAGACUCAACCUUGUUGUAUGCAGUAUAGCCAUCUUUUCUGAAAAUGGUUCUUCUAUUCUGAGAAGUAUAUCCAGUGCUGGGAAAAUUAAGUUAUAUUUUUAUUUGGGAUAAUAUAAUACUACAUUCAGAUAGUGCAUCCAUUUUUAUUGCAGUAGUUUUAUGGAGCAUACACACAACCUUUUAGUUGCUAUAUGUGACUUAACUGUUCAUCUUACAUUUCUGUGUCAUUCUAAGCAGCCUUACUUGUUGCCAUCUUCCCUAUACAUGAUAGAGUCUGUAUUUGCAGCAUUUAUAAGUUCUGUGUGAGCAACCUCAUAUAGUUCCAGUUGCAUGGAGGGAGGAAGAAGGGCCAUUCUUGCUGAUCCCACCCCCUCUGUUACUUGUCUUUUACUCAGUUCUACCACAUACCACAUUUUGGAGGGCAAAGCCUGAAGCAGGAAGCCUCUGUUUCUGCUGGGUAGAGUUUCCUGUGCAGUUUUGAAUAUUAGAGCUCUGCUGGAUCAGGCCAGUGGCCUGCAUAGUUCAACAUCUGGUUCUCAACAGUAGCCAGCCAGAUGCCCAUGGGAGGUCUACAGACAGGACCCAAGUACAACAGUGCUCCUUUGUGAUUCCAUGCAAAUUUUAUUCAGAGGCAUACUAUCUCUGACAGUAGAGGUAGAAAAUAGCCAUUGUGGCCUUAUCAUACAUUUAAAUUGUCAAAUCCUGUUUUAAAAGCCUUUUAAAUUGCUAGCUAUCACUUCAUCUUGUGAAGGUGAAUUGUGUAGCUUAACUGUGUGCUGUGUAAAGAAAUAUAGUGGUACCUUGGUUUUCGAACUUAAUCCUUUCCGGAUGUCCGUUCUUAAACCAAAGCGUUCUUAAACCAAGGUGUGCUUUCCCAUAGCAGUGGGGGGGACUCAAUUUACAAAUGGAACACAGUCAACAGAAAGCGAAACAUGUUCUGCUUCCAAGGCAAAUUUCACAAACCAAAACACCUACUUCUGGAUUUGCAGUGUUCUUAAUCCAAGUUGUUCAUAAACUAAGCUGUUCUUAAACCAAGGUACCACUGUACUUUAUUUUGUCUGGUCCGGAUCGUCAAGCAUACAGCUUCACUGAAUCGCCCCUAUUACUAGUAAUAUGAGAGAGAAAAGCUUCUCCCUGCCCACUUUCUCCAUACCAUGUCUGUCAUGUCUCCCCUCCCUUUACCUAACCUUUUCUCUAAACUAAAAAGCCGCACAAGUUCCAACCUUUCCUCAUAGGUGAGUUAAUUCAGCCCCUUGAUAAUUUUGUUUGCCUUUUUUUGAACCAUUUCCAGCUCAAGAGUACCUUUUUUUUGAGGUGAGGUGACUAGAACUGUACACAAUGUUCCAAAUGAGGUUGCAUCAUAGAUUUGUAUAACAGCAUUAUGAUAUUGACUCUUUAAGCAUGUAUAAAUGUUUUAGGAUUUAACUGGUUUCAGAUAAGGCAGCAUUUGUGAGCAAGACUUCAAAUUUUCAUUCUGUUUGACUUAUUUGUUGCCUCUUCCCACUUAAUCUUUACAGUAGUUCUGUCAGUUUGAAAGUACGUAAUUGGCAUCACAAGAUUGAAAUGUGAGAAAUCAGUUCAGUAUUAAGUGUGUGAAAUAUUGUUUACAGCAUUUGCAGACUGUGUUUUGAGAUUAUGCUACUUUCAGUUCUUCCCCCCCGAAAGGUUUGCAUUGAGAUAAUUAUGAGCAGCUGGUGGUAUGCUUAAAAAUGUCAGGAUGUUUAGUUUAAAUUAGUAAAACUUCCAGAAAAGAUGAAUGUUUUAACAGUUCUGUGUUCUUGUAUUAAGUAGUGGCUGUGCAAAAAGAUUUCUGAACACUGAUAAAACUAAUUUGCUUGAAGUUUUAAGAACAAAUGUUUAUUUUAGACUAAAUAAACAAAUAUGAAGAUCUUUCAUAAGCUACUUUACUCUAAUUCCUUAAGGUAAUCCAGUGGUGCACCCACCAUAAAGAUGACCCACCUCCCCCUGAGGAUGAUGAAAACAAAGAGAAACGAACAGAUGACAUCCCUGUGUGGGACCAAGAAUUUCUUAAAGUAGACCAAGGAACUCUCUUUGAACUUAUCCUGGUAGGUUGGUUUUGUAUAUUCAGGUGGUGCCAGGUGUUGUUGUAAUGAACUUUGUAGAUCAAUGGAAUAUUACAAGGUAUUAUAGAAAUUUCUAAUACAUUUUGUUUUGGAGAAGUGAGAGCCACCACGUGUUUGCUGGGUCCUUGGGUCCUGGUCCUUCCUGGCUUAUAAGAGUAGCCAGGUGGGAGGAAUUGCUGUGUGGGUAAGGGAAAGGUGAACAACUCUUCAGCAAGAUGAGGUUUCAACCUGCCUAAGUGGUAAGACCUUUGCUGAAAAAGCCCUCCCGGAGUCCUACUAUUCUGGAUAAUUAUUAGCCGGUCUCCAAUAUUCCAUUCUUGGACAAGGUGCUGAAGCAUCUGGUGACUUCUCAGCCUCAUGAGUUCUUGGAUGAGAUGGAUUGUCUAGAUCCAUUUCAGUCUGGAUUCAGGCCUGGUUAUGGGAAAGAAAUGGCUUUGGGUCCCUUGGUGGAUGACCUAUGCUGGAAGCUGGACAGGGAGAGUGUGCUGGACCUCUCAGUGGCUUUUGAUACCAUUGACCAUGGUAUCCUACUAUUAUGAGACUUGGAGGAACUGUUUUAGGGUAGCUGUGGUCUAUCUUGGAGGCCAAGCCCAGAUGGUGGUGCUGGGUAACUCCUGUCCAAUAUUUUGAUUGAUGGCUUGUUGCUUCCAUUCUGGAAAUGUCUGAUCUGGCCACUGUGAUCCAUAGCUUAGUUACAUCCCAUUUAUAUCAAGCUUUCUGUGGGUGUGCCGUUGCAUAGUUUUUGGAAACUUCUGCAGUUCAGAAUGCUGACCAGAGCUGGUUACAGGAGGAACAGAAAUUCCUUAUGUCAACAGCUCCACUGACUACUGGUUUGUUUCUGGGCACAUUUCAAAGUGCUCAUUAUGACCUAUAAAGCCCAAUAAAGUUUGUGUCCAGGCUAUCUGAAGGACCGUCUCCCUCUAUUAGCCUGCCUGGGUUUGAUCUUCAGGGGGAACCUUUAUUUUGAUCCUGCAUACAUAAUAAAGACGCAUUUCAGCAAGUGAACAUUACUUCAAGCAUACAUGUAAACUAGAAGCUUGCAACUAAAGGACACUGCCAAAUGUUUGCUGCUGAAUGCAUAAAUGAAAUGAAGUGGCAUCUAUGACAAUACUUGUAUGAGUAGGAUUCUUUGUUUUCUUGCUCCUAGGGCCUUUCAAAGCAAACUAGCUGACUGCUACGGCAUAAACGUUUAGAUUUGGUGUAUUAUAGAUGCAUGCCCCAUAACUGACUGACCAUGUGUUCUGAAAAUGCUUAAUUCAGAGGCGGGGAACUUGAGACCCUUCAGAUGAUGUUGGACUAUGCCUCCCACAUUUCCAGGCCAAUGUGGUCAGUAGUCUAGUGUGACUGAAGUUAUGAAUGGGACAGCCUGAUGGGACGGUGUGUCUCUGGUCUAGAAAACGAUGCACUGACUGCCAGUGAGCUACCAAGCCCAAUUCAAGGUGACAGGCUGGUUUAGAAGGUCCUAAUCUGAUUGGGACUCAAGUACCUAAAAAUGCAUCUCCCCAGAUGUUUAUCUUGAACCUUAUGAUUGACAUGUUGAUGCUGCUAGAUGAGCACUGACCUGGGGCGGCCUUCUUGGUAACUUCUCCGAUGCCCUCCUUGGCGAAUUGUUUCUUCCUCAUUAUUAAUAUUAAAGAGGAAUUUAAAAACAUCUACGCUCACCUGGGCAUUUGAUAGCUGAAAGACAAUUUGCGGCAACCUUGAAAUUAAUAGCUGUGAUAUGUGACUGUUCUUAAGAUGUUUGAUAUAUUUUUAAUUUCUUAAAAUUGUAUCAUUUUGCUGUUUUAUUAUUUGCCACCCUAGGCUCCUUGAGUGGAAGGGCAAGAUAGAGAUUUAAAUGAUAACAGUUCAGCACCUGGGGUCCCCCGCCUGGCUUAAUUGAUGGUCCUUGUAAAUGCUAAACAAAAAAGUAUCAAUAAAGUUAUCUCGAUUAAACAAAAAACCAGACAUCUUACUAUAAAAUCAUGCAGAUAAGUAAAUUACAAUGAAAUAGGAAAUGUCUUUGUUAUUGGCUGUUGCUUUAUAUAAAUAAAAACUUGACAGUAUAGUAUAUUUUGGUGGUAUUGCAUUGAGCACAAGACAUUAAAUUGGUCUUUUUUCCCUAAAGGCUGCAAACUACUUAGACAUCAAAGGCUUACUUGAUGUGACAUGCAAGACAGUUGCAAAUAUGAUUAAGGGAAAAACACCAGAAGAAAUCCGCAAGACCUUCAAUAUCAAGAAUGACUUCACUGAAGAAGAAGAAGCCCAGGUAUGCGUUAGUUUCUACCUUGGAUUUAGUUGCUCUGCAUAAAACAGGAUCUGUACUACUCAUUUUUUCUUAGUCCUUUGAAGAUACUUGAUCUCAUCGGUUGAGCAACAAAUCACUGGUGCUGGUCUCUGUGUGACAUUCUAUCCCAAUUAUUGUAGUCUCACUUAGGAUUCUGGGUCUUUCUCAUAAUGAUCCUCACAAAGAUAAAGUACUUGCUCAAAGCUUGUUAUGUGAAGCUAAGAUGUGCCAUAUGAGAGACAUGCCAUUCAUGUAAGUUUUCCUUCACACUUUUGUAUGGUGCUCCUCCUGCCCACAUGCCUGAUAAGCCUGUAUGGAAAUAGCCUCAAUAGAAAAUACAGACCAUUCCCUUGGUUUCAGGCAUGAGUACCAUUUCCUUUGCUUUGCACACUUUCAGAAACCUUAAGUACUAUGAAUGUAAUAAAGGCUGUCUUGAUUUUUAGGUACGCAAAGAAAACCAGUGGUGUGAAGAAAAGUGA